GUCGGUGUGCACCUUGCUGCGCGAGCUGUUCCGCCCAGAGUCGGUUAGGUCGCGUCUUCGGAGAAAGAGCGCGAGGAGCCGUAAACAAAUUGAGUUAUUUAUCGACGCUGUACUCUUCUCUUCCGUGAUGAAAUGUCGAGUUUAAGAUAAUGUAUCACAUGAGCUGAACAUUAGCUUUCCAACUUGUAAGAGACGUUUAACCCGCGCUAGGUGUUAGGAUAAAGCUAAGAGCUAACCGCCUAGCUUGCUGUGGUGUGUCCGGGCCGGAUCUGCCUUCUCAUGCCCUGCUGGGACCUGACGGAACAUGGUGUCGUGGAUCAUAUCGAGGGCCGUGGUGCUGCUGUUUGGAACCCUGUACCCGGCGUACUACUCUUACAAAGCAGUGAAAACCAAAAACGUAAAAGAAUAUGUCCGCUGGAUGAUGUACUGGAUCGUGUUUGCACUUUACACAGUUGCGGAAACCAUCGCAGACCUCAGCGUAGCCUGGUUUCCCCUCUAUUAUGAAAUAAAGAUUGCCUGUGUGAUCUGGCUCGUGUCUCCGUACACUAGAGGAGCCAGUGUAAUCUAUAGAAAGAUCCUACAUCCUCUACUGACGUCAAAAGAACGGGAAAUCGAUGACUACAUUGUUCAAGCUAAAGAGCGCAGCUAUGAAACAAUGCUUCACUUCGGCAAGCAGGGCCUAAGUAUAGCAGCCACCGCAGCUGUCUCUGCAGCUGUCAAGGGCCAGGGUGCCAUCACAGACAAGCUGAGAAGUUUCAGCAUGGUCGACCUCACCCAGAUCCCGCAUGAUGAUGCGGUCGGCGAGCAGUACUCGUCAUACUCCAGCUCCAAUCCCGCCAGGAGAGCACUAGCCUCCAGCCAGCACGACGGAGCCGGUUAUUACGAGGACGCCGAGGAGGAGCGAGGUGGCAACGACAGCGAUACCGUGUUCUCCGAAGACGAAGCCGUAACUCAGCGCGGCCUCAGGCGCUCUCAAAGCACCAAAAGCACACGCUCCAAACACCGUAAAGAUUUUCGUUAUGGAUCCCUGAAGAUUAAAGGGCGACGGAGGCCUGCACUAAACGCCAUGACGUAUACCAGCACUGACCAGUAACUACUGACCCUGGAGAACUUUUACCUACAGAAGCCUAGCGAGUGUUAAUAUUCUCCUCUCCUCUUAGUGGCUGUGGGUUCUUUUAUCGUUCAUGCCGAAAAUCGAGUAGGUUUUUAACGCAGCACCAACACCUAUUUAUUUUUCAACUCCAGAGUUAAACCGACGACACGAGCUUGUACAUUUGCAAGAAUAUUGUGUGAGAAAAUGUAGUGUGUGUGUGUGGGUUUGUGCUUAAUGUAGAUGUUGAUGUAUGGUGUGGCCUAUUCUGAAUUUGAUAUUCAGUUUGGGUUUUAGAAUUUUAAAUUGUAUUUACUACGUUUUCUAAAGUGUUCCUAGCUAAAAGUGUAUUCCUUUGGAGGUGGGUUUUGAUAUUUACGUCAUCUGUAUGUUUAUGCUGCCUUAUAUCCUUGUCGUUUUCCUAUUGCUGAUUAGGUAAAUCAUUGUGAUACCAGUACACUUGAAUGCGAUCAAACCAAAAGUGUCCUUUAUCAUUAAAGAAAAAAAGAAUUUUAAUGACCGUGGGGGAAAAAAUGCAACUUAAUUAUGAAUUAUGAAUAUUGCUGAUUUUUACCAAGCUUGUAUAAAACCAGUUUUGCACAUUUUUUAAAAAAAGUUUUGUAUGUCAUCUCAAAGCAGAAUGUAUUCUUGACUGGGAAAAGAACCACAUGCUGUAACUUCAUACCAAAGUCAUGUAAUCCACUACAUCUGUUGGGGGUUAGGUUUAGUUUAAGGUGUGCCUGUGGUUACUGAAUGCUCCACUCCUAAAUUAUGUCCCGGUGUGUCUGAAUAAACUUUGUGAGUUUGCAGUUGAA
Ictalurus punctatus (channel catfish) is the source of this 1905-nucleotide messenger RNA. It is a transcript of the gene reep3b, whose product is annotated as receptor accessory protein 3b. The record is from RefSeq and is a predicted model, not a curated record. Gene Ontology annotation, molecular function: microtubule binding. The coding region runs from base 305 to 1093 and encodes 262 amino acids. NCBI's taxonomy places the organism in Eukaryota, Metazoa, Chordata, Actinopteri, Siluriformes, Ictaluridae. The transcript has 8 exons. Gene Ontology annotation, biological process: endoplasmic reticulum tubular network organization. Gene Ontology annotation, cellular component: endoplasmic reticulum tubular network; endoplasmic reticulum membrane; cytoplasmic microtubule.